UGCUCUGUAGGCUAUGCAAUUAACUUCCUGUUUGUGUGCUUUCGCGUAUCGUAUGGCGAGACACCGGCUACUACUAACUACACGUGUAGAGUCCUUUAGGUUUAUAACUGGGUGUUUUGUUUUUAUUUGUUGGACUGUCAGUGCACCGAAAUAUAGUAGCGACAUUCUAAUUCGAGUUAGAGUGUUUCGUCUGUAGCCUGACAUCAGAAAUUGACAUCAGAGGUAGGGGAAGAAGACAGAGGCUUCAGCGUAUGUUAACUGUUAUUUCAUCAAACGUGAACAAACAAGGUAAUGACAAGAUAGAGAACUUGGGAUGGAGUAUCUACCUAACUCCAAUUCGAGAUACAAAGACGUGGAGUACUGGGACGAGCGAUACAAGACCGAACAGAGUUUCGAAUGGUUUGGAGACUUGUCCAGAUUUCAUCACUUACUCCAGGGUCAUGUCGACAAAGAAGAUUCCAUAUUAGUUCUUGGUUGUGGGAACAGCUCCAUGAGUGUGGACAUGUACCGGGCCGGCUUCAGCUCCAUCACCAACAUCGACUACUCCUCGGUCUGCAUCGACACCAUGGCGCAGCGCCACACCGACUGUGCGGGCAUGAGCUGGCUCUGCAUGGACGCGCGGCGGCUGGACUUUGCCGACGGCUCGUUCGACGUGGUGCUGGAGAAAGGCACGCUGGACGCCAUGCUUGUGGACGAGAAGGACCCCUGGAGGGUGUCCGAGGAGACUGCCCGAAUGAUGCACCAGGUCCUGAAAGAGGUCAGUCGCGUCCUGAAGCCUGGUGGACGCUUCGUCUCUGUGACUUUCGCCCAGCCUCACUUCCGGAAGCGUCUGUAUGCACGGGCGGAGUACAGCUGGUCCAUCCAACACCAGACCUACGGCCAGGGCUUCCACUACUUCCUGUACGUGCUCACCAAAGGGGAGGAGCUUAGUCAAGAGGACGCCGCCCUGGAGCAGAGAGUGCGGCUUGAGGCAGAGGCCCCGUUCACGGACAUGGUCAGCUAUGAGGACACUGAAUCUGAGGACUUCCUCACUAACAUAGAUCUGUAGAGUGGAUGGGACACUCAAGACAUCCAGACCCAUGCACAGAUUUUAAAAAAGCAGUGGACAUUACAAGUCAUGCACCCUCAGGUGACUGGUCCAGACCACUCUAAACUGACAGCCUGUUGUGCCUACAAACCACUGUGUGUUGUGUGUUCACAAUUAGCCUUACAAUUAAGGCAUUAGGGGUAAGAUUUGAUCAGGGGGCUAGUUGAGAUGAGUUGACAACUUAUUGACAGGUUAUUCAAAGUUAUGGCUUCUGGUUGACUGAUGGGUUACAGAAUUCAAAGACAUUUCCAGUAACAACAAUUUUAAAAAUUUCACCUCUAAGAAUUUUAUAAACCUGAAAAAUCUUGAAGUGAUAUUUUGAUAUGAUCUUUCUGAGAUAGACUCACCUACCAGUGCUUCAAGUAGAGUUCCAGACAAAGAACCAGACUAAAAGCAGCAGUUUGAUGGAUGAUGGCUCAGUAGGAUUUUUUUUUUAUGUUUCAAUAAUGUACCUCAGAGUGACUGUUCCUGUUUAUUUUGUCAUGGAAACACUUCUCUCAUGUCUAAAUGCAGGAAUACUCUACUGUCUUUGUGUUUCCUCUCCAAAAAAAUAAAACAUCUCUAAAUACAACCCAAUACAAUUCAAAGCAUCUCCCCUCCCUCCCUCUCUCUCACUCACUCUCACUCACACACACACACACACACACACUCGCUCUCUCUCUCUCUCUCUCUCUCUCUCUCUCUCUCUCUCUCACUGUGCUGUCAGGUGGGGCUCUGUUGGGCUGCCGUAUUGUGUUGACGCUUACAGCAGGGUUGAGGUUGGUUCUGGGUGGCGGCGGGCUGUCGGCUCUGAGAGAGGCCUGUCACACAUCACAGGAUCUGAGGAGAACAAGCACAGAAGAAAGAGCUGGGGGUGGAGGGGGGUGGGUGGGAGAAAGAUUUCAGAAUUUGUUGAAGAAACAUUGCAUGGAGACGUUCACAGCUGCCGCUUAAAUAUAGACCAGUCACACAGAGUGUCUAACAGCCCAUUAAUAAGGCAGAAAUCAUUUAUUUUUAAUUCUCCUCUGAAAUGUAAUUACAAUGUCUAUUUUUAAAGACCUUGGAGAGAGGUGGCUGAUUUCUGAGCCUGGCCUCUCACUGUUAAUACUGCUGAUCAUUUCGUUGAUUACAGUUCAGUGGCUAUUUCGCCGGAAGGUGUUCAAGAAUAUAUGUAUUGGAUGUUGCCAGUGUUUCAGCGGUUAUCUAUAGAUGCCUGCUGAUGGUGAAGUUUUGGAUAAGCAGUUCACUCAUAGCUCAGUGUGGUUACAGGCAGCUCCUCUGCCCUCUCCCCAAGCAGUGGCAGGCAUGGAGUCCUCUGCUAAGUUUAACCAGAGACUUUCUAAUGAGGAGACACAGCACUCAAAAAAUCCUCCAUAGAAAUGCAUGGGGUUAGU
Molecule: messenger RNA, 2460 nt
Organism: Alosa sapidissima (American shad)
Lineage: Eukaryota; Metazoa; Chordata; Actinopteri; Clupeiformes; Clupeidae
Gene: ece2a
Product: endothelin converting enzyme 2a
Exons: 4
Coding region: 314-1048 (244 amino acids)
Molecular function (GO): S-adenosylmethionine-dependent methyltransferase activity
Source: RefSeq, a predicted model, not a curated record